Molecule: messenger RNA, 1615 nt
Organism: Cucurbita maxima (winter squash)
Lineage: Eukaryota; Viridiplantae; Streptophyta; Magnoliopsida; Cucurbitales; Cucurbitaceae
Exons: 10
Coding region: 166-1527 (453 amino acids)
Cellular component (GO): cytoplasm
Source: RefSeq, a predicted model, not a curated record
CGAGGAACAAGGGCUGCACGCAGGCGACAUCGGGAAGCAUCCUCAAAAUAAUCUUCAUCCUUCUUCUCCCUCUUCUUCAUCUUCUUCGUCUUCUUCGUUUUGAAUUCUGAUAGAGAUACCAUUUUCUUAUCUUCUUCACUCUCCCUGCCUGCUGCUUCCCCGGCAAUGGCUUCCAUUUCUCUGGACAUUGCUUCCGCCGCUUUUAUGACCCUCACUUCUACCCGCUCCAACCAUACUUCUACUCGGCUUCGUUCUGCUUUUCUCCCAUUUCGCCCUUUCACCUUCACUCUCACGUCUUUUCAAUUACCACCUCUCGCCCCCCUCCACUUCUCUGUCGCGUCCAAACGAACCUCGCGAAGAUUCUCGGUCGUCUCCACAGCUACUCCCACAUCGGAGAGCGAUGAAUCCGAUGUUUUGACGAAGAUUCCGCCCGAUGACCGGAUUCCAGCUACGAUUAUCACUGGAUUUUUGGGUUCUGGGAAGACAACAUUACUUAACCAUAUAUUAACAGCAGAGCAUGGGAAGCGAAUUGCGGUUAUUGAAAAUGAGUUCGGAGAAGUAGAUAUCGAUGGUUCUUUGGUUGCUGCAAAAACUACUGGUGCUGAGGAUAUUGUUAUGUUGAAUAACGGAUGUCUUUGCUGCACUGUGCGGGGUGAUCUUGUCCGGAUGAUAUCAGAGCUGGUUAAUAAGAAGAAAGGAAAAUUUGACCAUAUUGUGAUCGAGACUACAGGAUUAGCAAAUCCAUCACCAAUCAUUCAGACAUUUUAUGCUGAGGACUCGGUUUUUAACGAUGUGAAGUUGGAUGGUGUUGUCACGUUAGUUGAUGCCAAACAUGCAGCAUUUCACUUGGACGAAGUUAAGCCGGAAGGAAUUGUCAAUGAGGCUAUAGAACAAAUUGCUUAUGCUGAUCGAAUCAUAGUAAACAAGACUGAUCUUGUUGGCGAGCCACAAAUUGCUGAUCUGGUCCAACGGAUAAAGAAAAUAAACCGGAUGGCUGAACUGAAGAGGACAAAGUAUGGCAAGGUUGACUUGGAUUAUGUUCUUGGGAUAGGAGGCUUUGAUUUGGAGAGGAUAGAUAGCGCCGUUGAUACUGAAUCGAAGGAAGACCAUGCCAGUCAUAGUCACCAUGACGAGCACGAGCACGACCAUGACCAUGAUCAUGACCAUCACCACCACAAUCAUGAACAUGACCACAAGCACGAUCAUCAUUCGCACGAUCACACGCACGACCCUGGCGUUUCUUCUGUCAGUAUUGUCUGUGAAGGAAUCUUGGAUCUUGAGAAGGCAAACAUGUGGCUCGGUACGUUAUUGUUAGACCGUAGUGAUGACAUAUACCGGAUGAAAGGUCUCCUAUCAGUUCAGGGUAUGGAUGAGCGAUUCGUGUUUCAGGGUGUUCAUGAUAUAUUCCAAGGUUCGCCAGAUCGAUUAUGGGGUCCAGAUGAGCCGAGAAUCAACAAGAUUGUGUUUAUAGGAAAAAACUUGGAUGCAGAAGAGUUGGAGAAAGGCUUCAAAGCAUGUUUACUGUGAUAACUGAUUAUUUAUGGAAACAUAACAUGAUUUUGGAAAAAUAUUGCAGUUGAACCAUUAAUAGAGUUUUUUUGUUUGUUCUCCUCCA